Messenger RNA from Rotaria sordida, 432 nucleotides. NCBI's taxonomy places the organism in Eukaryota, Metazoa, Rotifera, Eurotatoria, Philodinida, Philodinidae. The record is from the annotation of a GenBank genome assembly.
AUGAGUAAACGUAUAGCUGCAGGAUUUAUUAUAUUUCGACGUUUGGAACGAAAUCCUAUUGAAUAUUUAUUAUUACAAACAUCCUAUGGUGAACAUCAUUGGACACCACCCAAAGGUCAUUUGGACAAAGGUGAAUCACCAUUACAAGCAGCUCAACGUGAAACACAAGAAGAAGCUGGUUUAGAUAAAAAUGAUUUAGAAUAUUAUAAUAAAUUUGAAGAAAAAAUUACUUAUGAUGUUAAUGGACGACCGAAACAUGUAUUUUAUUAUUUAGCUUGUAUACGAAAUGCUCAACAAAGUAUUAAGUUAUCUUAUGAACAUCAAAAUUUAAUUUGGUCAAAUUUACAAGAUGCAUGUCAUUUAGUUAAACAUAAUGAAAUGCAAAAUGUAUUACGAAAAGCAGAAGAAUUUAUACAAAAUUAUAAAAAAUAA